AUGGGCCGCGCUCUAUCCAGCUCGGACAUCAUCGACAUAAGCAAUUGUCGGGUACCCGACAUGUCGCCCAAUCCGCUGAGCGGCCUCUGCUGGCAGUGGACUCAAGACGACCUCCGGUUGGACUUGCUUCGUUCUCAACAUGCCGAGCGCCCUCCGCCGAGAAUGAAUCUCAAAACGCUGUUGCUUUCCGGAGACGCACGGACGCUGCGCGCAAUGGCGGAAUGGCCUCUGCCGCGCAACGCCCUCGACAAUCUACACACGCUCGACGCUCGUCCUGGAUGUCUACGAGCUCGAACAGGACGCGGAUACCUGGAGCGUUCUGCUCACGGCUGCCAUGGGUUCGGUGCGCUUGCCUCUCCACCACGGCCAACAAAGCUUCUCUUCCAAAAUUUCCAGGGGCCGCGGGGGGGUCGAACGCGCGUCCAGCGCACGACUGGCCGUUCUUGGGCGCUUCCAUUCGUUCUCUGUCUAGAUCACUAA
Molecule: messenger RNA, 480 nt
Organism: Mycena indigotica
Lineage: Eukaryota; Fungi; Basidiomycota; Agaricomycetes; Agaricales; Mycenaceae
Exons: 1
Coding region: 1-480 (159 amino acids)
Source: RefSeq, a predicted model, not a curated record